Diachasma alloeum is the source of this 2753-nucleotide messenger RNA. RefSeq names its product cytochrome P450 4c3. Bases 320 to 1831 code for a protein of 503 amino acids. Gene Ontology annotation, molecular function: monooxygenase activity; iron ion binding; oxidoreductase activity, acting on paired donors, with incorporation or reduction of molecular oxygen. The transcript has 7 exons. NCBI's taxonomy places the organism in Eukaryota, Metazoa, Arthropoda, Insecta, Hymenoptera, Braconidae. The record is from RefSeq and is a predicted model, not a curated record.
UUCAAAAAAAAAAAAUCCUCCGAUCGUUGAAACGAAAGAGCAAUUUUAAUUGAGAAAAAUCAUUCAGCUGAGAAAUUUUAUUCACUUGAGGAGAAAAACUGUCAGUGAAGAUGAAGAAGAAGACUAAAUAGAUGAUGAAGAGUUUUUAUUAUUUAAAGAAAAAAUUUUUUUGGGAAGAAAUUUGAUGGAAAAUUUAGGGAAUGAGAAUUACUGAGGAUCAGAGGAUUGGAAAUAUGUUAAGUUGAUUGGGAUUGCUGAUGUUUUCGCGGGAAAUCGGUGAUUGAAGUACUGUGGGGACUAGAGUGAAAUAAUUACUGAAAUGGGAGAGACGGCCGGUGCUAUUUUGCCGGUGGGGUCCUGGGUGACGUUGGCACUGUCACUGGGAGUGAUCUCGAUGAUUGUUGGACUGUUUGCGAGGAGAGCCAUGUUUUUGCAUUCGUUGAGAAAUGUGCCAUUUCCGUCGGCGCUGCCGAUUAUUGGGAAUGCGUAUCAACUUAAUUGCAGUCUUGAAGACUUCUUCAAGAAAUUGGUGGAGUGGAGCAAGGAGUUCGGGGACAUCUACCUGCUGUGGCUGGGGCCCAGACCCAUGGUGUUUGUCUACCGGGUUGAAGGGGUCCAGGCCCUCCUCAGCAGCAGCGUGCACAUUGAUAAGAGCCUCGAGUACCUGUAUCUGAGACGAUGGUUGGGUAAUGGACUCGUUAUCAACGGAGGUGAAUCCUGGCACUUCAGGAGAAAACUAGUCACUCCCACGUUUCACAGUGGACUCCUACUGGAUUACCUGAAGAGAACGAUUAGAGAGGCUAAUAUCAUGGUCGCCUGUCUUGUCAAUGAACUAGAUAACGACGGAUUUGACAUCGUGCCUUACGCGAAACGUGCGGCGUUGGAUUUAAUUUGUGAAACAACCAUGGGGUACCACAUGAACGCCCAAACCAUGCUGAACAACGAUUACGUUCGCGCAGUAGAAAAAAUGACUUCAAUAAUGCAGACACGUUUCACGAACAUCUGGAUCUCCAUUGACGCGAUAUUCAACCUGACGUCCCUAGGAAAGGAGCACGAACGAGCCCUCAACGUGAUCCACAGUUUUGUGGAUAAAAUAAUAGCGGAGAGAAAGGAGCAGUGGAAAAUAGCACGCGAUGGGAAUUUCAACGAGGCCACCAAGAAGCGUCCGGCCUUCCUGGAUCUUUUGCUGGAGGUCUCCCAGGAUGGAGCUGUUCUCAAUGACAGAGACAUCAGAGACGAAGUCAAUACUUUCAUGUUCGCUGGGCAUGACACUGUCGCCACCAGUCUCUCCUGGUUUUUUUAUGCUCUGGGACUUCAUCCUGAGUAUCAGACUAAAAUUCUGGAAGAAUACGACCAAGUGAUCGGCACCGAGGAAAUAACCCUGGAGGGGCUGAAUAAAUUGCCGUGGCUCGAUGCCUGUGUCAAGGAGGUCUGGAGGUUGUACCCAGUGGUGCCUCUACUUGCUAGACAAAUUUACCAACCGAUAAAAAUAAUGAAUCACGACAUCCCCGUCGGCUCAACAGUCCUGAUAAACACGUUUCUUCUUCACCGGGAUCCUCGCCACUUCCCGGAGCCCGAGGUCUUCAGACCAGAGAGAUUUCUCCCGGAAAAUCCGAAACCCCCAACAUUCGCCUACAUUCCCUUCAGCGCUGGCUCGCGCAACUGCAUUGGGUGGAAAUUCGCGACUAUGGAGGUCAAGGUCGCGAUCCUAACUGUCCUCAAAGCCUAUCACAUUCAGUCCCUGGAGACCCCUGAUCAGCUCAGGAUGAGUUGCUCCAUUGUCCUGAUCAACGCCAAUGGACUUCGAGUCAAGAUCUCACGCAGAAAAUAAUUCAUGGAUUAUUAAGGGGCGUCGAGGGCGCCCUUUUCACAACCACCGAUGAGGAUUUUCCUCGAGAAUUAGGAUUAAAUUUAAAAUUAAAGCCGAAGGAAAGAGGUGGAGGUGAUGAGACGAAAAAAUUAAAAAUUCGUGGAGAUUAUUUGGGGAAUAUCUUGAAAAUUAGCGGGUUUGGAGCAAAAUGUGACAAGAACUUUUUUGAAGCUUAGGAAAUUCUCUACAGAAAAUGUUUUAUGACAUUUUUGUCUAAAUGUCUUCGUUUUCGAGAUACCAUCACGAUGAACUAAAAGGUAAUUCUGUCUGAAAUGAAUGUGGGGACAUUAGUUCAGAGUAUUUUGGAAAUAUCUCGAAAACUAGUGAAUUUAUAAAAAAAUGCCAUAGAAACUUUUUGUAGCUUACAAAAUUUGCUACAAAAAAUGUAGUAUGAUAUUUUUGUCUAAAUGUCUCCGUUUUGGAGAUAUUCCCAAGAGAAACUAAAUAUUCACUUCGCAGAGGAUAAAUGAAGAAAAGAUUACUCCCACGAUUUUCGUAAAAUUGAUCCUUCAACCGAUCGUUUACUCUCAUCACUUCCCCAAUAAUCCCCACGAGUAAUUACUAACAAAGAUUAAUGAAUAAGGGACACUAGAAUAAGCCUCGACAUUUUGAAUUUAUAAACCUAGUUCUGUAACUUUAAUCAUAAUUCCAUUGCCCAGGCUAAAUUCAUAAUUUUUGCAUCAAUGAGUCAAUUGUAGAAUCAAAAAUCAUGACGCAGAGGUCCAUGACACUUCAGACUAAUCCACCCAUCAUAGAUCAUCCAGAAACACGACUGAAUUAAUCAUUCUUGAAUGACGAUUUCCAGAAUUAGAAUUAGGAGAAAAUAAAAACUAUUAAAAUUGUGAUAUGCUGAAUAAAAUACGUACAAUCGUUGUUUAAUUCA